Molecule: messenger RNA, 4146 nt
Organism: Cololabis saira (Pacific saury)
Lineage: Eukaryota; Metazoa; Chordata; Actinopteri; Beloniformes; Belonidae
Gene: lhx9
Product: LIM homeobox 9
Exons: 5
Coding region: 541-1740 (399 amino acids)
Biological process (GO): regulation of transcription by RNA polymerase II; neuron differentiation
Cellular component (GO): nucleus
Molecular function (GO): DNA-binding transcription factor activity, RNA polymerase II-specific; RNA polymerase II transcription regulatory region sequence-specific DNA binding
Source: RefSeq, a predicted model, not a curated record
ACAAAUAGGACACGGUUCUCCAAAUCCAGGCAGUCCCAACCUGACCUCCGAGCACAGAGGAGCCUCCUCACUGGGAACUCGGGAGAGAGAGAGAAAAAAAAGAGAAAGAGAGAGAGAGAAACACAAAAAAGAAAAGAAAAAAGAGAAAAGAAGCGACAAAAACUUUGUGUCAUAAUUUUUUGGCGGGUGUUUUUACACUGUAGCCCCCACCCCCCUUCCCCUCCUCCCUCCCCAUCAUCAUCACUUCCACACCGGUUUUGUCGCAUCAUUUGGACUAUACUUUUUUUUUUUUUUUUUUUUUCUCUUGGACUUUCACGGGAAGCAGAAGGGAGAAAAAAGUGGUGCACCACGACCACUUUUCCUGUCCCACCCAUGCUGUAGUUUUUCUUCCAUUUUUUUUUCUUCCUUCCUCCUCCUUGCAGUUGUGUUUGCACCGAGGACGGUGGUGUGCAGCUCCGGGACCCCCAGCCUCUGCCUGCAGAGCCCCCACUCGGAUGCGCUGAGGGGCGGCGGGCGCGGCGCUGCGGUAGUGUACGGUAUAUGGAAGUUGUGGGCUGCAAGACUGAGGCAGGCACUUGCACGUUGCGUCCAGGACCUCCGGGAGCCAUGCUUUUCCACGGGAUCUCCGGGGAUCACAUCCAGGGGAUCAUGGAGGAGAUGGAGAGGAGGUCGAAGACGGAGUCGCGCCUGUCGAAGGGCAUGCAGCUCAACGGGAGAGAGUCGACCAUGCCCUCCAUGAGCCCGGAGAAGCCUGCUCUGUGCGCCGGCUGCGGCGGCAAGAUCUCGGACAGAUACUACCUGCUGGCCGUGGACAAGCAGUGGCACCUGCGCUGCCUCAAAUGCUGUGAAUGUAAACUCGCGCUGGAGUCGGAGCUAACGUGUUUUGCCAAGGAUGGGAGUAUCUACUGCAAGGAGGAUUACUACAGGUUCUCCGUGCAGAGGUGCGCACGCUGCCACCUCGGGAUUUCGGCCUCGGAGAUGGUGAUGCGGGCGCGCGACUCCGUGUACCACCUGAGCUGCUUCACCUGCACCACCUGCAACAAGACCCUGACCACGGGGGACCACUUCGGCAUGAAGGACAGCCUGGUGUACUGCCGGCUGCACUUCGAGACGCUGGUGCAGGGCCCGGACUACCACCCGCAGAUCAACUUCGCCGAGCUGGCGGCCAAGGGCGGCGGCCUCAGCCUGCCCUACUUCAACGGCACCGGCACGGCGCAGAAGGGCCGGCCGAGGAAGAGGAAGAGCCCGGCCAUGGGAAUAGAUAUACCCAGCUACAACACAGGCUGCAACGAGAACGACACUGACCACUUGGACCGGGACCAGCAGUCCUACCCUCCAACGCAGAAGACCAAACGCAUGCGCACGUCCUUUAAGCACCAUCAGCUGCGGACAAUGAAAUCCUAUUUUGCCAUCAACCACAACCCAGACGCCAAGGACUUAAAGCAGCUGGCCCAGAAAACAGGUCUCACUAAGAGAGUGCUACAGGUUUGGUUCCAAAACGCAAGAGCCAAAUUCAGAAGGAACGUUUUGCGACAGGAGAAUGGAGGUGUUGAUAAGGCUGAUGGCACCUCACUCCCUGCGCCCUCGUCCGACAGUGGGGCCCUGACCCCCCCCUCCAGCGCGGCCACACUAACAGACCUGACAAACCCCUCUAUCACUGUAGUGACCUCCGUCACCUCUAGUUUGGACAGCCAUGAUUCGGGGAGCCCUUCGCAAACUACCUUGACAAACCUUUUCUAACAAGCUAUCUCUAGAAAAAGACUGAUUGUUAUUUGAUCUGAUUUCAUUUGCCUCUUUUUUUUUCUUUUUUUUCCCCCCUCUUUUAUGUUCUUUCCUCAAUUGACAUUUUUAUUUUUUUAAGUGACACCUUUAAAAUCAACCAGAGACAGCUCCUUGGAACAGAAAGUGCUGUACUGUGUACACAAACAGAAACAAGAACAAGAGCAGCAACAGCAGCAACCACUUUUUAAAAAACACGAGGAAAUCCUUCUAAUGUGUAGCAUCUGAAACUGCACGGCACGUGCAGAGAUUGAAUUUUUCUUCUUUUUUUUUUUUUGGAUUCUUGGACAUUCUUGGAUUCGAAGAGAAAAGAAAAUUAACGUGGAUUUGACCUUUCAUUGGAAAGAACAAAACGUAACUUAAAAAAACUUGUGGGAAAACUAGACAUUUGUUCCUGAUUUGACUUUAUUUGUACAUUUGUAUGGAAAUAUGAUUAAAAAAAAAGAAAAAAAAAGGAAAAAGAAAUAAGAGCCCUUCUUAAUUUGUGGUUAAUUGGUUAAAAUUUUUAAAAUAAUAUCAGAAACCUGUGUAUGUCUGCACUGUGUUCGCACUAUCCGAUUUAAAGACUUUGUUUUUUCCGGCUUUGGAAUAAUUUGGGAAAUAAAACGUGUCGAAUGUUCUGUACAUGGGUAACUCCAGAAAAAAACAGGCUUUAAUUAUCUCCGAAUGUUUGGUGGAAUCAGACGUUGAGCUACAUGUAAAACCUCCAAAAUGACGUUGUUUAGUCGCCGCUGCAGCUUAUAGAGAAGCUAAAACCGCCAACAACCUAACUGUGAUGUAGAGAAAGAAUUAAACCCAAAACUCUGUACAGUGGUAACUGUUUUAACAUGUCACACAUUGAUAGACAUUGAUUUAUAAUUAGAAACUAGCAUUAAAAAAUUCAGAUCAGAGAGCAGUUUAUGGGCACUGUUGUAAUCGAUUGUCGCCAUGACAGAGCACCUUUUUUUUGUGUCGUUUUUUGUUUAUUUUGUAGGCCUCAUAGAUGAACCACAGUCAAAUAGACGAACCUAGUACACAUAUCCAUAGAUCCACAGCAAAAUUCAAUUGCACAGUGACAAUAUACUGCCCAGAGAAAAGUGCAUUAUUGUUCUUAUCAUGUUGCUCAGGGUAAUGAUGUGAUUUUAAAAAAACAAGAAAAAAAAGAGAAAAAAGGGAAGUAAAAGUAGAGGGGAGAGAAAUGAAGUGGUUGCGACGCUGCAGACUAGAUGUGUAGAGCCGACACCGACAGUCAGAUGACCUCAGAUGGGUGGAGACGCGAGAGGCAGCCAGUGGGAAAUCAUCGUCCAUGUGUUCUCCUGUUUGACCAUACUUACACUUUCUUUACUGACACUUGCCACUGAACAGACCAAAAACAUGUUUCUUCUGGCUGAAAGAUAGAGAGAUAGGGAGAUAGAGAGAGAGAGAGAGGAAAAAAAAGACAGAGCGAGGAAAUCUUCAAUGGAGUCGAUACGUUUCAUUGUGAGCGUCACAAUUUGUUCUACUGUAGAACAAAGUGGUUCUCUCGAUCUACUUAGUGAAGUAGACGCCUAAACUCAGUUCUACGACGUGCCUUAUGCUAUAACUUGGGAGAAAGUUUGUGAAAUUCAGGAUAUUAUGUGUUCUUUGUUAACUGAUUCACAUCCUUUUUGGCGCCUCACUAGUUUUGUACUGUUUUGCAUCUUAUUUCCGAAGAUCUUUUUAUGGUGUAUUCUGUUAAAAUGGGGGCAGCGAUGUCAUAGAAAGCAUUUGUGCACUCUUUCAGAUAUAGUUGGGUAAUCCAAGAACCUUAUAUAUUGAUCUUCGUGUUAAUAGUUGAGUACAGUAAGUGUUCUAUCAAGAUUGUCCAUGUUUCCCUGUUUCUUGAUAAAGAUGGUGUAUAGAAACUAUUUCCCCUUAAAUAUUUAUGGACCAAACGGUUGUUAUAUAUCUUAUUAAAUUUGUGUGAAUAAAAAAAUACUUUGCUUUAAAUGGGUUUUAUAUUUUCAUUACACUUGCCAUUUUAUGUUCUUUCUCGAAUACAGUUUUUCGUUUAUCACAUCAACAGACAAGAGAGCAUCCAGUUAUCAAUGACCAGUUAAACGUCUUCAUUUUUGCCUCCAUUUUUAAUUUCUAUUUCCUAAUUUAUACUGUUUAUGGUUUUUAGCGUAAUGCCCCAUGGAUUUGCAUCUAAACCCUGCAGUCAAAAACAUGAAAUUGCUUUUAAUGCAUGAACAUGGCUUUAAAUUUUAAAUAAAAGGAAUGCUGCAAAGCAUAUAUUGAUUUAUAUCCAUAUACGUAUAUAGUAUAUAUUUAUGCAUAACAUAUUGGUAAACCUAAAAAGUAAGAGAAAAUGCAGACCCCAUAAAGCCCGGUUGCUCUGUAGUUAAUAUAUUCUUACUCUAUCGUUUC